Bombus huntii is the source of this 4072-nucleotide messenger RNA. RefSeq lists its product as uncharacterized. The record is from RefSeq and is a predicted model, not a curated record. Lineage: Eukaryota; Metazoa; Arthropoda; Insecta; Hymenoptera; Apidae. The transcript has 5 exons. Bases 1645 to 3762 code for a protein of 705 amino acids.
UGCCUAUGGCCCCUGUAUGUAUUCCGCUAGGAUCCCAGCCACGGCCACGGCAACGCCUCGUCGCUAUCUCCGACGUGUUCCGGGAAUUGGGGACUGACCGACGGUUCCCACGUGGCCACGUGGAGAACACGAGGAAAAGAAGACUGUUCGUUCUUCGAUGACUCUGUUCCCGUUCCCGGACUACGUUUUACGCUCAUUUUCCAUCUUCGAACUGGUCCAGACGCUGCUCGCCGCAUUUCACCCAGCGUCUCGUCAGCGUGUCAACGUCGAGUACGGUCGUCCAAUUGUAAAAUCGUUUGCACCGUCGUACCGCAUCGUGCCUCCUAAUCGUAUAUCGCCGUUCCGAUCACGCUGUUGCAAGAUCCGCGAGCGAUCACGCAGGUAUUCGUGGAGCAGUCGCAAAGUGAACAGCCGCAAUGACGUAACACGCGGCGACGGUGAUGGUGAUGGUUUAUGGGGAUUUUGGCAUCCGACAGUUCCGUUUAUGCGGUCCGGUAAAUUCGAUCGGCGGCCGUUGCGAUCGGCAACCAUUGCUGCGGACAAUUGAACGGAAAAGGGUGUUCCGGCCGUGAAAGGGAAACCCGAUGGAAACGCGUGAAAUCCGACCUGUUCUGGAAAACACGGAGAUGCGAGUAAGGAGAGCGGCGCGAGAGCGGCGAGAAACUCGCCUCCCGAAACCACCACCGUCUCGUUAAAAUGCAUCGAGACGAAAACUUGGUUACGUUAAAGUGCACCGAAUCGAACCUUGCUGACGUUAGACGACGCCGAAUCGAGGCGUUCAGCGAGCCGUUCGACUGUGUCAAAUUGCAGGAUCGACGAAUUUUCCUCGCAGACCAACGCCAAUCUCGUACAAACGUCGCGUAUAUGAUAUUAUUACAUAACCAUACUCGUAUGGUUUCAUUUUGGACGCAAAGUAUUUUUAAAGGAGAAACGAGCAAGCUGAAUUUACAGAUUUUUCAAAAUCUCUCGAGAAACAGCGAUUCGAAGCCGAGUAUUCGCUUAUAGAGGAAACACAGCCCUGUUAGCGGCCUGGUACUUGUUCGAAAUAGCCAGCGAGCAAACCCCCUUUGCGGACGAGACAAAGAGGACGAGUUUCUCAGGUGUGCGACCAUCGUGCAGACGUAUUUUCACACAGCCGCUUACAAGCAAUCAUCGAAUCGAUUGGCAAACGUUUCUCCAUUUUCGUUCUCACCGCGAAAAAUCGUGGUCGAACCGAGCAAAGUUUCAUCGUGGAAAUCGUGGCGCGAUGCGAUGAAAUGGUGGAAGAAACCUGUUAAAAAGCUUAGCGAGAUUUACUCAACGAUGCCUGCGCUUGGGAUCGUUUCGAUAGAGGCUGACGGUGAAAAAAGCGGCGGAAAAAGCGGCGGAAAAAGCGGCGGAAAAAGCAGGAUCGAAAGAAUCCAUCGUUUCCUAUCUCUGUUUAGCAUGCGAUCGAGAUAGCGCGAUAUACAGAACAUCGGCGAUGUUUUACGAUAACGUGAUUUUAUAUUUUGCCAGUCGGUGUAAUUUCUUGCGUGAUUGCGAACAUUGCAGUUCGACGGGAAGGUCUAGUCGUAAAUUACAGACGUCUGAAUCUAUACCAAAGACAACGAUAACGACCUCGAAUAGUCCUCUUUACGAUAAGAUCUGGAUAUCGGAUGAUGCAUGUACCUGUUUCCGAUAUCUUUCAAACGUUCAAAGGUGAUUAGCAAGGAAGGUUGCCCUGGCAUGUGCGAUCAAUCUCAAAAUAAGGUACUGUUUCGUGGCGAUAAAAAAGCGCUAGAUGACGAGCCUAACACUUUUAAUUUCGAACUGCAUAACAAAAUAUACAAAAGUCGAUCGCGGUUACAAAAAUGGUUAAUAGGGCUGCUGAUCUUCCUAUUUGUAUCGUUGAUCGUAAUAAACACGUUCAACACGGAUCAGUUUCGAACGGCACGGUAUGGAGCUAUUAUCAACGAUACCUCGCAAGACAAUUACGUGCAACUGAAGUCUUUGUUCGCGUCCAUAGCGAACUCCGGUUUCGUAGUCCGCAACAAAGGUUGUCGAAUUCCAGCGAUGGAUCCUUUCGAUUCAGCGAUCGCACGAUUUAUCGAGAAGGAAAAACCACUUAUUUGCGAGCACGGAAGUCAUUUACCGCUGGUCGAUUCGAACGACACAGCGCUCUACAUAAAUCCAAAUGCGAUCGGCCAUUUUUACAACAAUUCAGGGGAAAUCGAUUGCUGCUGGCGCCCGUUCUGGCGAACGAAGGACGAAGAUAACGUUGUUACGUACGGUAACGAGUGUUUCAAAUUCGAAAACGCGACGGCCGUAAACACCGAGUUUGUGAAAGUGGAAUGUUCGCGCAACAACGAGGUGAUAUACAAGGAUUAUCACGCGUUUGUACCUCGUUUCCCAUCGGUAGAGAGGAAAUACGAGCGAGCCAGAGCGACCGAUAUGAAAACUGAACAGCUCAGCGUGUUAAUAAUCGGCCUCGACUCGAUUUCACGACUAAAUUUUCAUCGUAUGAUGCCGAAUACUGUCCACGCGUUGAAAGAACUUGGAGCGGUUGAAUUCUUGGGUUACACCAAAGUGGCUGAUAACACGUAUCCGAAUUUAGUGCCUGUCUUAAGCGGCUUAUCCGAGAAACAACUGCACGAUCUAUGUUGGCAAACUAAAGAUAAAACGUUCGACGACUGCCCAUUCAUUUGGAAAAAUUUCAGCGCGUCUGGUUAUCGAACGGGUUUCGCCGAGGAUGCCUGUGGCAUGACCACCUUCAAUUAUCUAAAACGAGGCUUCCGAGUUCAACCGACUGACUAUUAUCUCAGACCAUUCUGUAUCGCAUCCGAGAAGGAUAUCGGUAAUACGCACAAAUUAAACGCGAAUCUCUGCGUGGGAACCAGAAAAACGUUCGAAAACUUACUGGACUACGCUAAGAAAUUCGCCUCGCGAUUUUACAGGGACCCAUACUUCGCGAUGAUCUGGCAAGCCAGCCUCACCCACGAUUUCUUCAACUAUCCGCAAUUAGGUGACAAUUCCUACUACAACCUCGUCACCUAUUUGUUCACGAAACGGUUGCUAAAUCAAACAGCGUUGAUAGUGAUGAGCGACCAUGGUAUGAGAUGGGGAAGCUUUCGGCAGACUUAUCAAGGAAGAAUGGAGGACAGCCUUCCGUUUGUGUUCGUGGUGAUGCCACGAUGGUGGAAGGAAAAGUAUCAAGUAGCUUGGGCGAAUUUCCGAAGAAACACGCGCAGUCUAACAACAGCUUUCGACUUGCACGAGACCUUGAUCGACAUACUGCAUUCGGAAAAUCUGCAGGAACCGCGUCUUAAGGCCCGACUUCGAGCGAUGCCGAAAGAUGACAAUUUGCCCCGUGGAAUCAGCUGGUUUUUGCCGAUUCCUGACUACAGGACGUGCUCCAUGGCGGGUAUAGCUAGUCAUUGGUGCAUGUGUCAUAACAGCUACGAUGUUUCCUCGGAUGACGAAAGUCUUCGGGACAAGGCAGUUUUCUUGGUCUCGGAAUUGAAUAACAUGCUGAACAAGUUCGUACAAUGCGCGGUAUUGAAAUUGAAAGAAAUUAAAGCCGCGAAAGCGUGGAAGGGCGAGGGUGAGAAGAACCAACUGAUCGAUUACACGAUCACGAUUCAAACGGAACCUGGUGACGCGAUAUUCGAGGGUACGAUACGGUACAGAAACGAGAGUAAGACCAACAAGUUGGUAGGAUCGGUUAGCAGAUUGAACGCGUACGGAAAACAAAGCGCCUGUGUCGAUGAAUUCAAUAUGAGGCUAUACUGCUAUUGUUUGUAGCUUUGUAGCUUGUUUGUCUGCGUCUUUUUAUCAUCUUUUUUUCUUCUUCUCCUCUUUCUUUCUAUUCUCAUUUUUCGAAAACUUCGAAGAGAUUCGCUUUGACCAACAUACUCUCGAAUGACUCUCGAAUGACUCUCGAAUGAAAUUAGAGUACGGUAGCCAGUAUACUGGUACAAAAAAAAAAAAAAAAAAAAAGUCACACUGUGAUAAGAUACUUGCUUUAAAGAUGUGAUUCACGGUAAUUUCGUACUUAACAAAUUAAGCGUCAACUAAUAGUAGUGUCGUUUUUAUUGUGUACGAUAAUAAUAAA